Suillus bovinus is the source of this 3342-nucleotide messenger RNA. Its product is annotated as glycoside hydrolase family 3 protein. Bases 298 to 2865 code for a protein of 855 amino acids. Gene Ontology annotation, molecular function: beta-glucosidase activity. The record is from RefSeq and is a predicted model, not a curated record. The transcript has 12 exons. Gene Ontology annotation, biological process: glucan catabolic process. NCBI's taxonomy places the organism in Eukaryota, Fungi, Basidiomycota, Agaricomycetes, Boletales, Suillaceae.
AGUCAGCUGGUCUCAUGAGGAGGAAUUCUUGCAUGAGUUCACAUGCCAACGACAGUAACUGGCAAUGGCUUCAUGGACAUCAUGACAUGCCCCGUCAUAGUAAACUCAAGUUGACUUAUUUCUAUGAUUUUGAUCGGCACUGCUGGCUCAGCCUGGCUGGCCCUGCGAUAUGCCCGCACUGGCAGCGGCAUGCCCUCGCCGUAAUGAUACGUAUUCGGCUCAAACCAAGUACAAAAGCGUCGGUUCGUUCUACAUGGUAAUAUUUGGCCGUUUUUUUAUCCAGUGACUGCAGUCGCCAUGAUGUCUAAGCUGCUGUCGUUGUUGUGUAUAAUUCCAUUCGUUCUAGGUGCACCAACCUUGGCUUCGUCUGCCGCAACACCGUCUACCCCAGGUGGUAAUGUGAGCGUUACUGUAGCUGGUCCAUAUUCCCCGGUGACAACCUCAUCCAAUUCUUCAUCAACUUCUGCAAACUCCACAACAUAUUCUGCUUCCGCCAGCACCUCAGGCGCGUCCACAACCGGUGUUGUCACCAUUCCGCUCUCUAGCUAUUCAUUCACUCCCUAUCCUACACCUACUCUCAACCCUCGCCCACCAGUUUUCCCUGCAACGGAUCCUUUGAACCCUCCCACUGUCAGUAGUGACCCGCAAGUUGUGCCCGAUUUUGCGCCUGCAUGGUCUGCCGCUUACCAAAAGGCCAAAAGUCUUAUAUCAGAUUACACCAUCGAGGAAAAGGUCAACAUCACCACGGGAGUCGGUUGGGAGAACGGGUUGUGCGUUGGCAAUAUCCCACCCAAUAAGAACUUCCCCGGUCUAUGUCUUGAGGAUUCGCCUCUCGCCGUCCGUUUUGCAGACUACGCAACCGCAUUCCCCGCUGGCAUUCAGGUAGCAUCUACCUGGAAUCGCGCUCUGAUGCGUGCUCGCGGCCUAGCUUUGGGUCAAGAGUUCAAGGGCAAGGGCGUCAACAUUGCCCUUGGUCCGAUGAUGAACAUGGGUCGCGUCGCUCAAGGCGGCCGUAACUGGGAAGGUUUCGGUGCAGAUCCCUUCUUGACCGGCGAAUCUGCAUACGAGACAAUAUUAGGCCUACAAAAUGGCGGAGUACAAGCCACCGCCAAGCACUUCAUCAACAAUGAGCAGGAGCAUUUCCGCACAUCAGAAUCUUCAAAUGUUGAUGACCGGACUCAACAUGAGAUUUACGCGCACCCGUUCUUGCGCAGCGUCAUGGCUGGCGUUUCGUCCGUCAUGUGCAGCUACAACCUCAUCAACGAAACCUACGCAUGCAACAACGACAAGAUGCUCAACGAUAUCUUGAAGCGGGAGUACGCUUUCCAAGGUUUCGUUCAAUCUGACUGGGGAGCGACGAUGUCGACCCUCUCUGCCGUCGCAGGACUUGACAUGACUAUGCCUGGCGAUAUCACCUUCGACUCUGGCGAUUCCUACUUUGGAGGCAACCUCACGGACUACGUGAAUGACGGGUAUAUCAGCAUUGCUCGCCUGGACGACAUGGCAACGCGUAUCAUCGCUGCUUGGUACUUCCUUCAUCAGGACGAGGCCUAUCCUGCAACAAACUUCAACGCGUUCAAUCCUAAUGACGAAGUGAACAACAAGCACGUGAAUGUGCAGGCGGACCAUUAUAAGCUUGUGAGGGAGAUCGGCGCAGCUGGGACCGUCCUUCUGAAAAAUGAAAAUGGCGCACUGCCAUUGAACAAGCCAAGAAACUUAGUAUUGAUCGGAAGCGAUGCCGGUCCAGGCAAAUCCGGUCCGAAUGAGUUUUCAGAUCAAGGUGGAAGUGAUGGGAUUCUGGCCAUGGGCUGGGGAUCUGGGACUGGUUACUUCCCUUACCUUAUCUCGCCUCUCGAGGGUAUCCAGGAGCGUGCUCGCCAGGACGGCAGCAGCGUGUUCUGGGACUUUGACGACUGGAACACCGCUCUGGCUGGUAAUAUGGCGUAUGGUCAGGCUGUUGCUCUCGUUUUCACUAGCUCCGACUCUGGUGAAGGCUAUAUUACUGUUGAUGGCAACGAGGGAGAUCGCAACAACCUCACUGCUUGGCAUGAUGGUGAUGACCUCAUCCUUGCUGUCGCUGCGCAGAACAACAAUACCAUAGUCGUCGUGAACAGUGUUGGCCCGCUCAUUAUAGAGCCUUGGAUCGAGCACCCUAACAUCACUGCUGUCGUCUGGGCUGGCAUCCAAGGUCAGGAGACGGGGAAUGCUAUCGCUGACGUACUUUAUGGCGCAUACAAUCCCUCUGGAAGGCUUCCGUAUACUAUUGCCAAGGAUCUGGCUGAUUAUCCCGCACAACUCGUCACUGAUGAUUCGGGAAGCGAGAUCGUAACCAUUGAUUACACGGAGGGGUUAUUCAUCGAUUAUCGCCACUUUGAUCAAGCAAACAUCACGCCACGCUUCGAGUUUGGCUUUGGCUUGAGUUAUACUACGUUCACGUACUCUGAGCUCUGCGUGACUCCGAUUCAGUCGUCAGACGCUGAUCAGGAGGAUUUGAUCGCUGCUUGGAAGAACGGGAAGGUUUCGCCCAUCGCUGAAGGGUCUUCCACUGCUCUUUGGCUCCAUGAGCCUGCAUUCCAGGUUACUUUUGAGGUUACGAACACUGGACCCGUAUCUGGGACUGAGAUUCCUCAACUUUACAUUCACUUCCCGUCUUCCGCUGGCGAGCCUCCAUCAGUCCUGAAGGGCUUCACGAAUGUCGAGAUCUCGCCAUACGACACGAAACAGGUCUCUAUAACGCUCUCGCGCUAUGACCUGUCUAUCUGGGACGUCGUCGGUCAGGGGUGGCGCAAGCCUGAUGGCCAGGUCUCGUUCUCUGUCGGUGCGAGCAGUAGGGACUUUAGGCUGCAAGGCGACAUUCCUACUUGAUGUAGUGCAUGUAGUUGCUGUGGUUUUUGCUUCGACGUGAUACUCAACCCAUCAGCACUUCUAUAGUCUAGAAAGAUGAUUUCUGGAAUUGCACGGAAUGAACGCUUCAAAUUGUUCCAACAGUAGUGAUGCCACAGAUUGGUUUCCCCAGACGAUAUUAUAUGCACUGGCUCACUUUCGAACAUGGUGCAUGAUGUUUUACAAGUAAAUACUACAACGAUACUUCAAGUCCCUGCGCAGUACUCGGUCUGACAACUUGAAUCGUCUUCCAUGCUACACACCAAUGCUGAUUGACAGAUGUCUGCCAUCCCGGAAGGCACUCGCAGUUAUGCUAGUUUCUUCAUCAAACCCGGCCGCGAGUUUAGCGUGAUAUUGUCGAACACUAAGGACCAGACGUGGUCCCAGCACAAACAUUUGUACAGGCUGGGCGAAAUUGAGAAUGCCGAAAUAAAUACCACCUCCCAAGGAACUUGAGGA